CUUUUGAUUGCUUUUGCUCUGCAUCUUUUAAUAGUUCUGUUGUUCUUCUCUGAUUUGAUUAUCAUUUAUAUAUUCUCAAAACAUUGAUAUGUUUUUCUUCAUCUUUGAUUACUGUUUUUGGUUUUUCUAAUCAAAAUCAGAGAACUUUGGUGUAGUUUGUGAGGAUUAGGAUUGCAAGUGUACCUACCCUUUCUCUCAAACCCUUCUGUUGUUCUUAUCUUCUUGUUUGUUUUUGCCUCCAAGAUCUCAUUUUUAUGUUUGGAGUUGAAGAGAUGGCAGUGUGGUGUUGUUGAUCUUGUUCUCCUUUGGGAAAGGGUGAAGAUCCAAUCCAUUUUUAAGCUUGGAGAUUGGGAAUGAAGAAGUUCUGAAACAAUGAGAGAUGAAAAUUCAAAGAAAAACAAGCUCUCAUGGUCCAAGACUUUGGUGAGGAAAUGGUUCAAUAUCAAGAACAAAGCUCAAGAUUUUCAUGGAGAUGAUGUUAUGUGCAGAGGAGGAGAUGGAUUUACUGCCAAGAAAAGCAGAACAGAUGAAUGCUCUAAGAAGAACUCAGAUCGAGUUCGGGGAGGAAAGAAUGAUCUUGAUGCAGGUGAAGUUAUUGAUGUUAUGGAUUACAGGAUCUUGGUAGCAACAUGGAAUGUAGGAGGGAAAUCCCCCCCAAGUUAUCUGAAUCUUGAAGAUUGGCUCCAUACAUCACCUCCUGCAGAUAUAUAUGUUCUGGGGUUUCAGGAAAUUGUGCCUUUGAAUGCUGGAAAUGUUCUCGGAAGCGAGGACAACGGCCCGGCCAAGAAAUGGGUGGCUCUUAUUAGCAAGACACUGAACAACCUUCCUGGUUCCAGUGACAAUGGCAGUUACCGUGUUCCCUCUCCAGUUUCUGAUCCAAUUGUGGAACUCAAUGCUGACUUUGAAGGUCCGUCGAUAAGGCAAAAGAAUGCGUCUUUCUUUCACCGCCGAUCAUUUCAAUCCUCGAGACAUAGUUUCAGAAUAGGCGGCGACAUCAUAGACCAGCAACCAAGAGUUGAUGGACGUUUUAGUGUGUGUGAUAGAGUUAUUUUUGGUAGCAGGCCUAGUGAUUUUGAUCCUAGUAACAGAUGGGGUGGUUCAGAUGACGAUGAAAAUGCUGGUAGUGAUUCGCCUAAUGCUAUGCUUUACUCGCCGACGUCAUAUGGCUAUGGUUCUCAUUCAUCAUUAACGGAUGAGAGAGACAGGUUAUCUGGGAACAUUAGCAGGUAUUGUCUAGUAGCAAGUAAGCAGAUGGUUGGGAUAUUUCUGACCGUGUGGGUUCGGAGUGAAAUAAGAGAUGAUGUGAAGAAUAUGAAGGUUUCAUGUGUUGGCCGGGGCUUGAUGGGAUAUCUCGGAAAUAAGGGCUCAAUAUCUAUUAGUAUGUCAUUACAUCAAACAACAUUCUGCUUCAUCUGUAGUCAUUUAACCUCUGGGCAGAAGGAAGGGGAUGAACUGCGGAGGAAUUCUGAUGUCAUGGAGAUUCUGCGAAAAACAAGGUUCCCAAGGGUUCAUGGCCAUGGAGAUGCAAAAUCACCCGAAACAAUACUCGAGCAUGAUCGAAUAAUAUGGCUUGGAGAUUUGAAUUACCGAAUUUCUCUUUCAUAUCGCCAUGCAAAGGCUCUUGUAGAAAUGCAAAAUUGGAGAGCACUGUUGGAAAAGGAUCAGCUUCGGAUUGAGAAAAGAUGUGGACGUGUGUUUGACGGUUGGAAUGAAGGAAUGAUAUAUUUUCCUCCAACAUACAAAUAUUCCAACAACUCCGAUCGUUAUGCAGGAGAUGACAUGCAUUCAAAAGAGAAGCGGCGAACACCAGCCUGGUGUGAUCGAAUUCUAUGGCUUGGAGAAGGUCUGAAUCAGGAGUCAUAUGUCCGUGGAGAGUCUAGGUUCUCUGAUCAUAGACCAGUAUAUAGCAUUUUCACCGCAGAGGUUGAAUCAAUUAACCGAUAUCGAAUCAAGAAGAGCAUGGGUUGUUCUAGUUCUCGAGUAGAGGUCGAAGAACUCUUGCCAUAUUCACACCCAAGUGGAUACACAGAACUCGGUUUCUUUUAAUGCAACCAGUUAGGAUUGAACUUUGAAGUCACUGUAAUUAUCGAAGGAACAACCCGGAAAGCUUGUUGGUAACUGUUUUCCUUUCCCUUAUGAUUUUUUUUUCUGCGCACCUUGGAUCGACACACAAUGUGGAAGGCUCUUUCACCGCAGGGCAUACUUCAAUUCUGCUGAUUUCUUUUACUACACAUAAGCAGAUUGGAUAGAGCAUUUUAGCUUGCUGCUAACCAAAUUGGCAAAUACUAUGGAACAGAGAACGGAUAAACCACUGACUCUGGCACUUGAACUGCCAUUCAUAUUAUGAAGCUGUUCAAAAACCAAUUUAUUUAUAUUUGAUGAUUUAUUUCUGUGUAAACUAUGUACAAAUAAAAAUUAAGUCAUGAAAUGUAUUUCUUGAUGUCAUUUGUCAAUCUGAUUGUAGAAAUUGUAAGAAACUUUUGCAGUGGUGGUUGUGUACUGCCCCAAUUUUGAUUUUGAUAUAUAUAUAUAUAUAUUUUUUUGGAAAGGAAAAACUGUAAACAUUUGAGAAAGGGGGAAAAUGGCAUCUCGAAUGGUGUAUUUGUGGAGAUUUUAUUUUGGCUGCAAUGAAGAAAAUUUCUUUUUAAA
This is a messenger RNA of Dioscorea cayenensis subsp. rotundata (Guinea yam), 2649 nucleotides long. Its product is annotated as type IV inositol polyphosphate 5-phosphatase 7-like. Lineage: Eukaryota; Viridiplantae; Streptophyta; Magnoliopsida; Dioscoreales; Dioscoreaceae. The transcript is spliced from 14 exons. The coding region runs from base 373 to 2046 and encodes 557 amino acids. The record is from RefSeq and is a predicted model, not a curated record. Gene Ontology annotation, molecular function: phosphatidylinositol-3,4,5-trisphosphate 5-phosphatase activity; inositol-polyphosphate 5-phosphatase activity; phosphatidylinositol-4,5-bisphosphate 5-phosphatase activity. Gene Ontology annotation, biological process: phosphatidylinositol dephosphorylation.